Diaporthe citri is the source of this 2094-nucleotide messenger RNA. RefSeq lists its product as uncharacterized. The transcript has 3 exons. Lineage: Eukaryota; Fungi; Ascomycota; Sordariomycetes; Diaporthales; Diaporthaceae. The record is from RefSeq and is a predicted model, not a curated record. Gene Ontology annotation, molecular function: transcription cis-regulatory region binding; DNA-binding transcription factor activity. Gene Ontology annotation, cellular component: nucleus. Gene Ontology annotation, biological process: positive regulation of transcription by RNA polymerase II. Bases 1 to 2094 code for a protein of 697 amino acids.
AUGCACGGCGUCAAUCUGAUGGCUCGCCCCGCGCCCGCGAGCGGCCCCUCCCCCGGCACAAAUCCCAAGUUUUCCUUCCCAGGGUCGAGCGUGUUCGCUGCUCAAUCCCGAGGCCAUGUUCGCAACGACUCGGACGAAGCAGCAUUUCGGUCUCCUGGUUUUACCGGUCCAACACCAUCGCUUCCUCCGCCUCACAGUAGCAACCCGAAUGCCGUCUCCGGAGCAUACGCCACCGCUCCAGAAAGCAGCAGCAAUGGAAUAGGACAGCCGCCUCCGCUAAAGCGUCUGAAGUACAGCGUCGACCUCGACAUGCCUCCGCAGAUCUCAUCACCAACCGAAUCCACUUCCGCGGGCGCCACGCCUCAACUCUUUCCUAGCAUCACCAGUACUGGGCUAACCACAGCCACCACGGCCUCGUCGCCGUUGACACCAGCUGCCUCCUCGCCAUACAGCGACGGGGGGCGUCAGACUUCGUCCAGCCACGGAAUGCUAGGAUCUCCUGAUGUCCGAAAGAUGUCAGUCAACUCGCUUCUCUCAGGUCCUCCGGGACCGGUAGCGCGGCAGUACGCACCGCCAUCAGAGAGAGCAGUUAAUGCCAGGACCACAUUGUGCUUAUCCCAUGUCACCACAUACUAUGGGGUCGACCCCGGCUUCAGGGACCUGGACCUCGGCCAGAAUGACGACGCUCAUGCCAUCAUCAAGUCAUCCAGGGACUCCACUGCCGAGGAUGACAUGAACGCGGUCGACUCUAUCAGAAUAGAAGAUGCGAGCGCGACAAGGCCGCGAGGGUAUUACAGCCGCCCUAUGCCGGUCCGGAUUCCUCAAGACCUCGAGCCCCUCCCCUCCAAGCUGCGCGACAACCCGAUGAACUUACUGUACUUCCACCACUUCAUGAACCAUACAGCCAAGGCCCUUGUACCCCACGAUGACGAGCAAUCCAACCCGUACAGACAUGUCCUGCCGAUGAUGGCCGUCCAGAACGACAACCUACUGAGCCUCAUGCUGGCGUACUCUGCUUCUCAUCGCGCCCACCUGCUGAACCAACCAGAGCCAGCUAUGCGGAUAGCACACUGGGUCCAGGACAUUUUCCCAGCCCUGCGAAAUGCCUUGAACGAUCCGAACCAGAAGAUUUCCAACGCCAAUAUCGCGACCGGAAUCAUGCUCGCGUCCCUGGAGAUCGUCAGUCCGACCGCGUUCGGCUACACGAUCCCGUGGCAGCGGCACCUGGGGCUCGCGCGAGAGCUGAUCGCGUCGAGGCCGGACGGGAUCCGCUGGUCUCGGCGGUGGACGCAGGAGGACCAGGUGCGCGCGUUCCUGUGGAGCUGGCUGGCGUUCCUGGACGUGCUGGGCACGCUGAGCGGGGGUCGGAGGGAGAGCUCGACGGCGUGGAUCUUGGACUACCAGAAGGACGACUACGAGGAGGAGUUCGACGAGAUCGACUGUUUGAUGGGGAUGACGACCCGGGGAGUCUACAUCCUGGCCAAGGUGGCCGAGCUGGCCAAGGAGUGCGACGCGCUGCGCACCAACGGCGGCAUCACAACCAGCAGCGGCCCCGGCGCGGCGGACAUCUUGCCGCACCCGCCCGGGAUGCCCAGCGGCAGGGAGUGGCGGCCGCCCAAGGACAUCAUCACGCGGGCGUGGGAGCUCGAGGACGAGGCGAAGCGCAGCAUGAUCCUGCCGCCGCAGCCGUGCAAGCACCUGCACGCGUCGGGGGACGUGGUAAGGUGGAACCAGCGCGAGAUAUCGGCGCUCAACGAGGCGUACCACUGGGCCGGGCUGGUCCACCUCCACCGGCGCGUGCUGGGCAAGCCCUCGAGCCACGAGGACGUGCAGGCGGCCGUGCUCAAGAUCCACGCGUGCGUCGACUGCGUGCCGCUCGGGGGCAGCGCCGAGGCCAGCGUUCUGUUCCCGCUCUUCACGGCCGCGUGCGAGACGCUCGCGGGCGAGGCGCGGCGGGCGAGGAUCCGCGAGAGGCUGGGGAGCAUGGCUCGCAGCGGGUUCUUGCAGGUUGUCAGGGCCAAGGAGCUGGUGGAGAGGGUGUGGGAGAGCGGCAGGUCUUGGGAUGAGAUGGUGACAACAGAAUUCGUCGGGUGA